AUGGGUGGAAGAAUCGACCUUGGGUCUGACCUCAGAACGAGGCUUGUUGAGGCUCAGAUGGAAGACGAUUGGAAAAUGUCCUGUAAAGCAGUGCCUCUGGUUCAGCUUCGAAGUUCAAAAUUCCUAACAUUCCAAGAUGUGGCCGUGGACUUCACCCAAGAAGAAUGGAGACAAUUGAGACCUGCUCAGAAGAAGCUGUACAGGGAUGUGAUGUUGGAGAACUAUAAGAACUUUGUGUCCCUUGGACUUCCAAUCUCCAAACCAGACGUGAUCUCCAAGUUGGAGACAAGAGGAGUACUAUGGUUCAGAGUAAAAAUCCCCAAAAGCACUUAUCUGGAUUCCCUGGUUCAGAAGAAAAGGCAUGAAAUCAAGCAAUCAACUCUAAAAGAGGUUAUUUCUUUAGAAGAAUCACUGGAAGAACAAACUGAGAAUGGUUCUUGGGAUUGUGUUGUCAGGUUAGAAAGGCAGAAAGAUAACCUAGAGAGACAGUCUAGACUAGUAUUAAAGGAAAAUGUCUCCAUAAGACUGGUAUAUUUGGAAAGAGCUUCAAACAGUGCUCAUACCUAA
Messenger RNA from Gracilinanus agilis (Agile Gracile Mouse Opossum), 567 nucleotides. Its product is annotated as zinc finger protein 713-like. The record is from RefSeq and is a predicted model, not a curated record. Bases 1 to 567 code for a protein of 188 amino acids. Gene Ontology annotation, biological process: regulation of DNA-templated transcription. The transcript is spliced from 5 exons. Lineage: Eukaryota; Metazoa; Chordata; Mammalia; Didelphimorphia; Didelphidae.